UUGAUAAAUAAUGGCGAGGAGAAUUAGCGCUCCAAGUCUAGCACGUUUUAAAGAAAAUGAAGAAUCAGCUGGAGAUGAAAAAAAAUCUUCAUCUUGGCUAGUAUGUAAUGCUAAUGGAUGUUAUCGACUUGGUAGCAAACCCAGGACGAGAUCAAUAAAUCCUCCUCCACCUGUACUUCUCUUUGGAAGGAAAGGACACCUGUGGGGAGAUGAAAAGAAGAGCAGGAGCCAUGUAGACCCCUCGGAGCACUUCUUGGCGUGGGCCAAGCCACCCCAGAAUGUGUUAGUAAUAAAGAAAGUAAUGGAUCAGGAGGUAACGAGAAGCUUCAAGGAACUUACCCGAUGGCUCUCGGAGGAGAGAAAAAUGAUUAUUUACGCUGAAGAAUCUGCUGUAGGGGAUCCUCUAGUACUCAGAGACGAAUCAUUUACAUGUGUGAAAUCAAAGAUGUGCAUUUUCAAAGAGGGCGACCAGUUGGAUGAUAAAAUCGACUUUGUCAUCUGCAUGGGAGGUGAUGGAACACUUUUGCAUGCGUCAUCUUUGUUUCAGUCCAGCUGCCCUCCUGUCAUGGCAUUUCAUCUUGGUUCUUUGGGAUUUCUUACAUCGUUUAGAUUUCAAGAUUUUCGAAAGAAAAUAACCGAUAUCUUAGAAGGUCGUGCGGGCUUAACCCUAAGAAGCAGACUUCAGUGUGACUUUAUCAAGCGUGACAAGGAAGACAAAGGCCGAACUAAAAAGACCCGUCACUUGGUAUUGAACGAGGUGGUCGUUGACCGUGGUCCUUCGUCGUACCUCACAAACUUAGAAAUAUAUUGCAAUGAUUUUCACAUCACAUCCGUACAGGGAGACGGUCUCAUCGUCUCCACUCCAACUGGCAGCACAGCUUAUGCCGUGGCUGCAGGAGCUUCGAUGGUUCACCCCAGCGUGGCUGGAAUCUUAGUUACUCCUGUCUGUCCGCACUCUCUCUCGUUCAGGCCUAUGAUCCUUCCGGCGGGAGUAGAACUCAAGAUUGUAGUAAGUCCAGAGAGCAGAAGUUCAGCUUGGACCUCAUUUGACGGAAGGCAGCGUCAAGAACUUCACGUGGGAGACAGUAUUCAAAUUACGACUUCCAUUUACCCUGUACCGUGUGUGAAUAGCGAAAAUCAGAUAAAUGACUGGUUUGUAAGUCUGGCCGAGUGUCUUCACUGGAACGUAAGACAGAGACAACGUCACCUAUCAAUAACGGAUUGCCACGUGUGAUUCUUCGCAACAACAAAUUGGCCUUCAGUGUCCACUGCAGCUUUGGUCAGAACAUAAUUUCCACCUCAACUUCAAGCUCAAUUAAAUAUUUUCGCGGAGAAGCAAUGUUUCUGCCGAUAAGUAAAUUUACGUUAGAGUGCUUCCAAGGAAUAUCGUGAUGUAUCAUUCAUCAUUAGUUACUACCAUCUUCACCGUUGUGUACAGUUUACAGUUUGUAAAAAUCUUCAACACUCUCGAGAAUUUUGACGCAUUUCUUUCCUAAGUGUUGUGAAAAAAAAAAGAAUUUCAAGUCAAAAACUGAAAGAAAACAGUCACUUUUUCGCCCGUUCAAUAAGCUUUCUAAUUAGUUAGGUAAGUAGAAUGGUAUGUAGCGUACUUAUUCUAGAGGCCUUGGACAUUAAGCCAUCGCAGGUGCAAAUUAUGAUCCCUACUGGUAGACACAGCAGUCAAAUGGCUCAGGUCAUGCUAGUGUAAAAUCCUAGUUAUAAGCCCCAGAAAUUUACACUGUAUCAAGUGGCAACUUGUAGUGACUCACUUUGAAGGGGUGGGUGGCAGUGGAAGGGGUGGCGAAGCGGCAAGCUAACAUCUAAAGGAAAAUUUGAAAACUGUGAUAGUAAUUAUAAUCUGUAACGAAACAAGAUGAGACUUUGAAAGGGGCUUAAAGUCGGGAUUCUAAAUUGUGCAGACUAAUGUAAUUUGACUGUUCUCUGCUCGAUAUUUAUGAAUGUAAAUAAUCCAUAUUCAUAACGUA
Stylophora pistillata is the source of this 1985-nucleotide messenger RNA. Its product is annotated as NAD kinase. The record is from RefSeq and is a predicted model, not a curated record. Lineage: Eukaryota; Metazoa; Cnidaria; Anthozoa; Scleractinia; Pocilloporidae. Gene Ontology annotation, molecular function: NAD+ kinase activity. Gene Ontology annotation, biological process: NADP+ biosynthetic process; NAD+ metabolic process.